UCUGCCUCCUCCUCCUCCUUGGAUACCAAGUUACCAACGUUAAACCAAUCCCCAAGCGCAACUUGGCCUCCUCCACACCCUGCCCCGCCCCGCCGCGCCGAGCCCAGGCAAGCCGUCCUCCCCGUUUCUCCCUCUCGUCCUCUUCCUCACCCUCUCCAUCUCCGCUUCUCUGCGCUCCGGCUCCGCCGGCAAUGACCUUCUCUCAGCCGCUGCUGCUCCGGGCACUGCUCGCCCUUGUGGGGUCCCUCUGUCUGGGGCUGCUUGCCCUCUCAGGGGCGGCGCAAGAGCCAUACUGGGCAGACCUGCAGCCCCGGUCAGCACUCGUGGAGCGAGGGGGCUCGCUGUGGCUGAACUGUAGCACCAACUGCCCACGGCCUGAGCGGGGCGGGCUGGAGACCUCGCUUAGGAGGAACGGAACGCAGAGGGGGCUGCGCUGGCUUGCCCGCCAGCUGGUGGACAUCCGUGAGCCUGAAGCCCAUCCCAUCUGCUUCUUCCGCUGCGCUCGCCGGACCCUUCAGGCGCGUGGGACGAUCCUCACUUACCAACGACCAGAUCGAGUGGAAUUGGAGCCACUACCUGCCUGGUUACCUGUGGGUGAAAACUUCACUCUAAGCUGCAGGGUUCCGGGAGCUGGACCCCGGAGUAGCCUUUCUAUCACUCUACUUCGAGGAGCCCAGGAACUGAGCAGGCGGAGGUUCCCAGGAGACUCUCCAAGAGCCAGGGGCGCUAUGGCCACGUACACGGCCACUGCCCGAAAGGAAGACCACAGAGCCAACUUCUCUUGCCUUGCUGAACUGGAUCUGAGGCCCCACGGACUGGGGCUCCUUCAGAACAGCUCUACUCCACAGGAACUCCACACGUUUGCCUUGGCCCAAGGGCCUCCUAGCCUCAAAUUCCCCAGGCUCCUGGAAUUCGGCAGGGAGCAGCUGGUGAGCUGUGAGAUGGACAAGCUGUUCCCCGCUGAUGAAGCCCACAUACAACUGGCUCUAGGGAGCCAGAUGUUAAGCCCCAGGAUCACCCUGGAUGGGGACAAUCUGAGGGCUACGGCUACUCUCACUGUGAAAGAGGAAGAAGUUGAGGAUGAAGGGGACCAGGAGCUCACCUGUACCGUGACUCUGGGAGGGCAGAAUCGAAAGGCCCAAGGAAACCUGACAGUCUAUAGCUUUCCUCAACCCAACCUCACAACCAGUGAACCCAGUGUCAGGGAGGGCACUUUUGUGAAUGUGACCUGUGAAGCCCGUCCAGGUGCCCAGGUGCGGCUGGAUGGCGCUCCUGAACCUCCCCCGGGGGAGCCAGCCUGGCUCACAUUGACUGCUAGUGAAGAGGAUGAUGAGCGGGUAUUCACCUGCGAAGCUCUCCUGGAGGUGAAAGGAGAGAUACUUCGACGGAACCGAAGCCUAGAGCUUCAAGUUCUAUAUGGGCCACGACUGGACGAGGCCGGCUGCCCGGGGAACUGGACGUGGCUGGAGGGGAUGGAAUCCACCCUGCAGUGCUGGGCUCCAGGGAACCCGCCCCCGGAGGUGGAAUGCACCCGGCCCGAAGGGGGGCCGGCCAUCCCUCUGGGGCUCGCCCAGCCCAUCCGCCGGGACCACGCGGGCACCUACCAGUGCACCGCUUCCAACCUGGUGGGCAGGACCACGAAGGACGUGACGGUGGUGGUGGAGUAUGGGCCAGUCCCGGGUCCGUCAGGGGGCCCCGAGAGGCGGACGCGGCUGCUGAGCUGCCGGGCUCUGGGGGUCCCGCGCGCCCCCGGGGGCCGGGGCCCGGCCUCCGCAAACGUGUCCGCCACCGCGGAGGCGAAUGCGCCCAGCUUCGGGGAGGCCGGCUGCCCCGCGGCGUGGACCUGGGUCAAGGGCUCCGAGCGCCGCUUCUCCUGCGAGGCCGACGGGAACCCGGAGCCGGAGGUGCUGUGCGCCAGGGCGGGCAACCUGAGCCGCGAGGAGCCGCUCUCGCCGGCCGCGGGCGCCCCCCUGGGGCACGCCCCCGCCCCCGGGCUCUACCGCUGCCAGGCCACCAACAGCCGCGGCUCGGCCAGCAAGACCGUCACCGUCCGGGCCGAGGCCCCACCGCAGAUGGACGAAGCCAGCUGCCCCAGCCACCAGACGUGGCUGGAGGGCGCCCGCGCGCCGCCGCUGACCUGCGAGGCCCGGGGCAACCCCCCUCCCAGGGUCCAGUGCUCGCGGGAGGGGCCGCAGCGGCCGCAGCGGCCCAGCGUGUCCAGGGCGGACGCCGGGACCUUCCACUGCGUGGCCACCAACAGCCACGGCUCCGACUCCAGGACGGUGACCAUUGGGGUGGAGUACAGGCCGCUGGUGGCGGAGCUGGUGGCCGUGCCCCCGGGCAGGGUGAAACCGGGGGGCAACUUCACGCUGACCUGUCGGGCCGAAGGCUCCCCCCCGGCCCAGUACAGCUGGCGCACGCCGCCCGGCGCCCCCAACAUCGGCCUCUCGGGCAACAACAGCACCCUCAGCGUGGCCGGAGCCCUGGGCAGCCACGGAGGCGUGUACGAGUGCGCGGCGACCAACCCCCACGGCAGCCACGCCCUGCGGAUCACCGUGCACGUGGCCGGGCCCUGGCUGUGGAUUGUCGUGGGCGGCGUGGCCGGAGGGGCCUUGCUGCUGGCCGGCCUGGGCGGCCUCUCCUACUACCUCCAGUCCACGGCCUGUAAGAAAGGAGAGUACAACGUGCAGGAGGCAGAGAGCUCCGGGGAAGCCGUGUGUCUGAACGGGAGCGGGGCCGGCGCGGGGGGCGGCACCGCGGGCACCGCGGGCACCGCGGGCACCGGGGCCGAGGGGGGAGGGGCCGAGGUGUACUCCAUCCAGCUGACCUCCACGUGAGCCCUGCGGGGGCAGGAUUUCCCCUCCCCUUGUCCCCAGCCGGGUGGGCGGCCCCUCCCCCAGUAUUUAUUGAGUGUUUAUUUAUGGAGUCUGAGUGCCAAGGCAGCUGUGACCCAGGAUCCCUCGCAGCCCUCCACUCCCUGCCCCCCUGCGUUUUCUAUCCCUUAAUAAACUUUUUAUAAAUGA
This is a messenger RNA of Sarcophilus harrisii (Tasmanian devil), 3023 nucleotides long. RefSeq names its product intercellular adhesion molecule 5 (gene ICAM5). Gene Ontology annotation, molecular function: integrin binding. Gene Ontology annotation, biological process: cell-cell adhesion. Lineage: Eukaryota; Metazoa; Chordata; Mammalia; Dasyuromorphia; Dasyuridae. The record is from RefSeq and is a predicted model, not a curated record. Gene Ontology annotation, cellular component: membrane.